Molecule: messenger RNA, 384 nt
Organism: Schizophyllum commune H4-8
Lineage: Eukaryota; Fungi; Basidiomycota; Agaricomycetes; Agaricales; Schizophyllaceae
Exons: 4
Coding region: 1-384 (127 amino acids)
Source: RefSeq, a predicted model, not a curated record
AUGGAACGUGCCCUCACGAUCUUGGCCCCCCAUACGCUGCACAAACACACAAGCGACAGCGUCGUGUUCAUUCAGGUUGGAAACACGAGGAUGGAGACGGACCGGGACCAACUGAUGAGCUACUCCCUCGAGGAGCACAUCGCUCUUCUUGCCAGUCUGAGCGGCGUCGAGUGCACGCACCCACUCCCUUUCAUGCUGCGAUAUGGAUUCUGGGAGUCGCGCGUUAGGGUCCUUCUUCGAGGCAUGGACGACUUUGUUGUGUUAGACCUCGACUCGUGGGAUGAGCUUGUGACGGAGCGCAAGGCCUUGGUCUGCGUCGGGAUAGCGAUUGGUGUCGUCUCCUUGGUAGCGGGUCUGUCAUUCAGCGGGUCUCUCCAUACUUGA